AGCAGCUGAACAGAGACGUCGCGACGCGGGUCCGUUCGAGACGAACCAGGAGCCAAGCGAGAUGGCCAACUUCAAGGGGCACGCCCUCCCUGGGAGCUUCUUCCUGCUCUUCGGCCUCUGGUGGUCCGUGAAGCACCCCCUGCAGCACUGCUGGAAGAAGCGGCAGCCGGGGCCCCGGCCUAAGCUGCCGUCCUUCUUCAACAGGAUGGACUUUGUUGAGGGGGUCCUCAAGGUCUUCUUUGCGUUUGUCGGCAUCAUGGCAGAGCAGUUCGUGCCAGAUGGGCCACAUGCCCACUUGUACAGCACUAAGGAGCAGGCUUGGGUGAAGCUGAUGAACUGGCAGCACAGCACCAUGUACCUGUUCUAUGGCAUCUCUGGAAUAGCUGACAUCCUCAGCAUGUCAUCCCUCCCAGUACCACAGGGGAUUGACCGUCUUGGCCUCUCUCUUGCUCUCUUUGUAGAAGGGUUCCUUUUCUACUUCCAUGUGCACAACCGCCCAUCCUUGGAUAAGCACAUUCACUCCCUGCUUCUGGUGGCGGUGUUUGCUGGGUCAGCCAGCACCUUCCUGGAGGUCUUCAAGAGGGACCAUCCUGUGCUGGAGCUUUUUAGGAGCAGCGUGGCCAUCCUCCAGGGAACAUGGUUCUUCCAGAUUGGCUUUGUGCUGUUCCCCUUCAAUGGGCCAGAGUGGGACCAAGAGCUACACGACAACAUCAUGUUCAUCACCAUGUGCUUCUGUUGGCAUUACGCUGUUGCCUUGGUGAUCAUCGCCAUCAGCUACACCUUUGUCUGGUUAGGUGUGCAGAGGUUUGUAGCGAGACAGAGGGGUGACACGGAGAUCGGCUUGAGGAAGACUUCCAAGUCCAACGACGCAAGUUCCCAGAAGGCCCUGCUCCAGGACUCGGACGAAGAGUGAAGGCACGACGA
Scleropages formosus (Asian bonytongue) is the source of this 924-nucleotide messenger RNA. It is a transcript of the gene tmem45b, whose product is annotated as transmembrane protein 45B. The coding region runs from base 62 to 913 and encodes 283 amino acids. The record is from RefSeq and is a predicted model, not a curated record. Lineage: Eukaryota; Metazoa; Chordata; Actinopteri; Osteoglossiformes; Osteoglossidae. The transcript has 6 exons.